Molecule: messenger RNA, 426 nt
Organism: Cotesia congregata
Lineage: Eukaryota; Metazoa; Arthropoda; Insecta; Hymenoptera; Braconidae
Source: the annotation of a GenBank genome assembly
AACAAUGAUCAUUCAAGUUUCAACUGCAGUCCAGUGAAGACGACAAUAAUACAUAAAACUAAUCAAUAUACUUCAAUUAUGAUCGGAAAGAUGAGUUUGACCUUUAACUGUGCCAUUUUACUGGCUUGCGCCUGUCAAAUCAGUAUGGCAGGAGUGAUCGCUCCGGUUGUUGCAGCACCAUUAGCAGCAGCACCACUGCCAGCAGCAGCCCCUUUGGUUGGAUAUGCUCAUGCAGUUCCUCAUAAUAUUCCACCUCAUGCAUCAAGAGUUGAUAUCAGUACAAGAGCAUUAGCCGCGCCUUACGUUGUUGCUCCAGCUGUUUCGGCACCAAUAAUUUCAGCACCAACAGCUCCAGUAGUUGCGGCACAUCCUGGUUUCUUCGGUGCUCCAUUUGCAGCCUACAGAUCCGCGGCUAUUUUUGGUUAA